This is a messenger RNA of Plasmodium berghei ANKA, 906 nucleotides long. RefSeq names its product fam-a protein. The record is from RefSeq and is a predicted model, not a curated record. The transcript is spliced from 6 exons. NCBI's taxonomy places the organism in Eukaryota, Apicomplexa, Aconoidasida, Haemosporida, Plasmodiidae. The coding region runs from base 1 to 906 and encodes 301 amino acids.
AUGAAUAAAGGAUAUAUUAAGAUUGCUUUGGCGCUUUUAAGCGUAGCUGGAUAUAUGCAAAAUAUGGCAUUUGCAAGCGAUUCUACCCCAAGCCCCAAUUCUCCAAAUGAAACAAGUAAAGAAAUAUUAGAUAACGACUCUGAAGACGAUAUACAACAAUCAUCAUCCAACCCUAAAGAAGUAGAACAUCUAUUAUAUGACGACCCUGAAGAAGCUAUAAAAGCAGCAGAUAUUAUGACUGAAGCUUUAGAUUUUGCGCAAAAACAUGCCGAGCAUACAAAUGAUUACAAGGAAUAUUCUAAGCAAGAUGGAGUAGUUUUAUAUUUUAAGAAAUUCAAAGAUACUGAAAUUGGAAAACUUGAACUUACAAUCCCAAACCCCGAUAGUUAUGAUGAUGUAGUAAACAUAUUAUGGGACCCCAAUGGCGCAAAGAACUUCGAUGAUAAAUUUAUUAAAGGAACCAUUCGUCGAGUAUACAAUAAAAAUUUAGUAAUUAUACAACAACUCUACAAAAGUCUUAUUAGAUCAUGGCAAAGAUAUUAUCAUGCACUAGCCAACAAAAUUGAAUUAUCAAAAAACAAAACUGCAAUAGUCUUGGUUUCAUCAGACAUGAAUGAUCAUGAUGGUGGAAAAAAUAAAAAAUAUGUAAACCCUUUCGUAGAAAGUGCAAACUCAUUCAAGCCUGACAUAGAUUCUGAAGAAGAUAUUAGAAAUGGAGAUUUAUACAAAAUGUAUAUUAACUUAGUAGCAUUUUUUAUUGAAAAGGAAGCCGAUUGCGUUAAAGUUACCUAUGUCAGCUCUAUUGAUCCAAAUGCUCCUUACCUUACACCAGCAAGUUUUAUUAAAAAAAUUAUAGUCAAAAAAAUUUUAACUCUUGUAAAAUUAAAGGAUAUUUUUAAAAAGUAA